Molecule: messenger RNA, 1344 nt
Organism: Daucus carota subsp. sativus
Lineage: Eukaryota; Viridiplantae; Streptophyta; Magnoliopsida; Apiales; Apiaceae
Product: F-box protein PP2-A12
Exons: 3
Coding region: 212-1066 (284 amino acids)
Molecular function (GO): protein binding
Source: RefSeq, a predicted model, not a curated record
GUAACAAAUGUAUCAUAUAUAAAUGCAAAAUGUAAUCCACAGUAUCCAAAUAAUUCUCUAUUGUACGCGGGGGUUUUGAUGACAAAUCUCACACGCCAAUCCUCUCUUCUUCCUCUCGCUCUGCACUUUUCCUCACUUUCUCUCUCUACCCAUCUCCAUUUCCUCUUCAAAACCCCCCACUAAAAUCUUCGUCUUUCGUUUUUUUUUCUUGAUGGGCUCUAUUUUUUCUUCAAUUCUUGCAGACCCAGAUGCGUGUUUGUCGCCGGAGACGAAUCUCGGGGACUUGCCGGAGAGUUGUGUGGCCUCUGUUCUUGAGUACAUGGACCCACAAGAGAUCUGUAAAGUGGCUGUUCUUAAUAGGGCUUUUCGGGGAGCUUCUUAUGCUGAUUUUGUUUGGGAAUCUAAGCUUCCUUUGAAUUAUGAGUCUCUUAUUCAGAAAUUGUUUGAUAAGUUUCCUGAGAAUUUGUGUAAAAAGGAUAUUUAUGCCUGUCUUUGUAGGCCUAAUUCUUUUGAUGGAGGCACUAAGAAAGCUUGGUUAGAUAAGAGGUCAGGAAAGAUUUGUUUGAUGAUAUCUUCAUAUGGGUUGGCGAUCACUGGGAUCGAUGAUAGGAGAUAUUGGAAUCGAAUACCUACCACAGAGUCUAGAUUUCGCUCAAUUGCCUAUCUGCAGCAAACCUGGUGGUUCGAGGUUAACGGAGAAGUCGAGUUCCCUUUCCCAGUAGGAAGUUAUAGUCUGUUCUUCAGGUUGCAUCUAGGGAAGUCUACUAAAAGAUUCUGUCGACAAGUUUGCAACUCUGAGCAUGUCCACGGCUGGGAUAUCAAACCUGUAAAGUUCCAACUGGCAACAUCAGAUGGUCAGCAUGCUACAUCUCAGUGCUAUCUGCGGGAUCCUGGCUGUUGGAUUUUGUACCACGGGGGAGAUUUUGUCGUAGAAAAUCCCACUGUACCAACAAAGGUCAAGUUUUCGAUGACCCAGAUUGAUUGCACACACACCAAAGGCGGUCUUUGUGUAGAUUCUGUGUUAAUAUACCCAAGUGAGUUGAAGAAAAGUUUAAAGCGCUUUUAAUAGCUUUUUAACCUUUCUAGGUUUAGGCAGCUAUAUUAAUAGUGAGCUAGGAAAUCUUCUAAAGUUUUGAAACAUAUAUUAGUUGUUUCAAGGCUUGCUUUUUAUUUUUCUUCCUUAAAAGAUGUAUAAUAGGAAUGAGAAUGUACAAUACAAUGGAUGUUGUCUGGUUUGUGUUUUUUGAGUUAAUCUGUUAAGUGUUAAGUAUCCUGUGACCGAACCAAGACAUUUGUUUACUAUGGGUCUCUUGAUUCCGCGGCAAUGUAUUAUAGUUUUGGACA